GAAAAUUUUUUUUUUUUUGAUAAUGACUUCAAUUGAUUUACUUGUUCAAGAAUGGCUUCGUUUGGAUAAGAAUCCAACAACCAGGUCAGAAAUUGAAAAACUUUAUGCAGAUCAGAAUAUAGAUGAAUUAGAAAAACGACUUCGUAAUAGAAUAUCAUUUGGAACUGCGGGUUUAAGAUCAAAUAUGGAAGCCGGAUUUUCUAGAAUGAAUGAUCUUACAGUAAUUCAAGCUUCCCAGGGAUUAUGCAUGUAUCUUCUUGAUACAUUACCAGCAUCAGUCUCUAAAGGGGUUGUUAUUGGACAUGAUCAUAGACAUAAUUCUGAAAGAUUUGCAAGGUUGACGGCAGCAAUAUUCAUAACUAAAGGAUUCACAGUUUAUUUCUAUCGUGGAUUAGUUCAUACUCCAUUAGUGCCAUUUGGUGUCAAGAGACUUGGAGCAUCAUGUGGCAUCAUGAUAACAGCUUCUCAUAAUCCUAAACAAGAUAAUGGAUAUAAAGUAUAUUUGGAAAAUGGUUGUCAGAUUAUCUCACCACAUGACAAAGGAAUCGCUAAAUCGAUUUUAAAGUAUCUUGAGCCAUGGACAUGGGAUGCAGAUCUUGUUGACAAUAACUCGUUAUGUGUUGAUAAUGUAAAAGAAAUUUCAGAUUUUUAUUUUGAAGAAUUGAAAGAAUUAUCACAUCAUAGGGAAGAUAAUGCUUCAUCUAAGAUUAAAUUUGUAUAUACAGCGAUGCAUGGAGUAGGAACACAAGUGGCUAAACGAGCAUUUGAAGUAUUUUCAUUUAAUCCAUUCCUUUCAACAAAGGAACAGGAGGAACCUGAUCCCGAUUUCCCUACCGUUGCAUUUCCAAAUCCAGAGGAAGGAAAAGGUGCAUUGGCAUUGGCUAUAAAAACAGCAGAUGAAAAUGGUGCUAGAAUUAUAUUUGCUAAUGAUCCUGACGCGGAUAGAUUUUCCGUAUCUGAAAAGCAAAAAAAUGGGGAAUGGAAUAUAUUUUCAGGAAAUCAAAUUGGAAUAAUUUUAGCAUCUGCAGUUUUAGAAAAUUAUAAUGCUCAAGGGAAACCUAUUAAUAAACUUGCUAUGUUGGCAAGUACAGUAUCGUCAAAGAUGUUGGAAAAAAUGGCCAAGGUUGAAGGAUUUUAUUUUGAAGAAACGUUAACAGGAUUUAAAUGGUUAGGAAAUAAAGCAAUUGAUUUAAAUCAACAAGGUUAUGAAGUCUUGUUUGCAUAUGAAGAAGCUAUCGGAUUUAUGAUUGGAAAUAUUGUAAAAGACAAAGAUGGAGUUAGUGCACUAGUUACAUUUGCGGAAUUAACUGUACAAUUGGAUAAACGUGGAUUAACGGUUUCAGAAUAUUUGGAAGAAUUAUAUAAUAAGUAUGGAUAUUUUGUUAGCGACAAUUCUUAUUUUAUUUGUUAUUCACCGCAAACCAUUGACAAAAUUUUUAAUAAAAUUCGAUAUGGUGAAAAUCCGAUAAAAUCAUCGGAACUUAAUUAUCCAUAUACAUAUCAAUUAUCAUAUCCUUCAACAUUAGCAGGAUAUAAAAUUACAUAUAUUAGAGAUUUAACAAUUGGAUAUGAUACAAGUAAACCUGAUAGUAAGGCUAUUUUACCUAUAUCUAAAAGUUCUCAUAUGAUAACUUUUGGGCUUGAAAAUGGUUGUAUUUUAACAUUAAGAACAAGUGGGACUGAGCCGAAAAUAAAAUAUUAUUUAGAAUUAUCAGGUAAAGAUAAAGCGGAGGUAAAAAAUGAAUUACAUAAGGUCACUAAAGGCGUUGCAGAUGAAUUAUUGGAACCUGAAAAAUACGGAUUAGUUUACAGAACUGAAUAAUAUAAUUUAUUUAACAUUUGUACUCGUCUUGAUAAUCUAUUUAUGAUAAAGAUUAUCAAAUAUUAAAUAAGCACAUGCAGUAAACAAAAAGCGGAUUACACAAUUUCAACUUAUUAAGUAUUUGGCGAGAAUA
Messenger RNA from Rhizophagus irregularis DAOM 181602=DAOM 197198, 1955 nucleotides. RefSeq lists its product as uncharacterized. Gene Ontology annotation, cellular component: nucleus. The record is from RefSeq and is a predicted model, not a curated record. Gene Ontology annotation, molecular function: magnesium ion binding; phosphopentomutase activity. Lineage: Eukaryota; Fungi; Glomeromycota; Glomeromycetes; Glomerales; Glomeraceae. Gene Ontology annotation, biological process: purine ribonucleoside salvage; carbohydrate metabolic process.